AACUAAUCUAUGUGCUGUGUUGGAACUUAGCAUGUUUGUAGGGUUAUAUGGUUUUGUUUUUAACAAAUAUUUUACAAUCCUGAUACUGGCUGGUAUAAUCGAAUUGGCUAGUUUCCAGUUGUUAUCUUAUCAAAUCGUUUGCCUUCACUUUUUCCUUCAUGUUUGAGUUCUUUGUUAUUCCAUUUUUCUUCCCUUAUAACUAGUGGUCACAUCUUCAGAAUUAAUGUAUAGCUAAACCCAAUUCCAGCCGGCUAAAUGCUAUUGGACCAUCACCCAAAAAAGAAUAUGGAUUACCAUCUCUUUCUGGUUUCCAUUUGUAAGAUAGUUCAAAUAUUUUCAUAUAUUUAGUUAACUUGAAUCAUAGUUGCCUUCAAAUUUGUACUGAGCAAUUUUGUGGCUGCAUGAUGUAGUUCUCAACCCCAUUCGAUGUGUAUUGUUUUGACUUAUUAACAAAAAAGACCAUAUUCUACAUCUAUAAGUUUGGAUUGCUUUGUUGCUGGUUAAGAGAGAUUUUGUGCGAAUUGAUCUAUAUGUUAAACGGGUUUACAUAAACUUGAGUUUGUACGGUGGUGCUUCAAACAGUAUUGUCGGAGUUCCCGCCUUUCAAAGCCCUCUCGUGGACCUGUCCCAGCUGAUCUGCGUGGGAAGUGCUUCAAUUGUUUCUCCCCUUCCCACCGUGCGGCUGUGUGUCGCGGUCAGGUGCGGCGUUUCCUCUGCCGCUUGCUUGGGGGGAGCCCCCACCAGUGGAGGCUUCUCUCUGUGCAAUGGAGGGAGCUCAGGGAGACUGUGGUCGGUGCUGCUGGCGCUUGUGUGGAGCCGAGGAAGCGUACUCGUCGUGAUCAUAGACGUCGGAAGGUUGUUCCUGAUGGAGGUCAAGUCCGCGGCUCCUCUAUUCGUGCCUCGCCUCUACUCUCUCCCUCCAUCACCUCGGGGGAUUCAAUCUCGAAUGUGAGAAUCUUCAGGCGUUCAAGGAUGGUUGAUCGGGCCGAGGAUGACCUUCGUCGCGCGUUGAUCGUCACCGUUCUUGGCCAGGAGAGUUCUGACUGCGCCACGGGUCCUGGAUGUGCUCGCCUCGAGGGUUGGCCUUGAGGCUGAUGCGCUUCAGCUCCGACGUGCUGCGUCAAACUCUUUCUUGGUAUUCUUCCCCUCUGAGGAUCAUGUUGUCCGUGCCUUUAAUGGAGGACCCCCCUAUCAGGUUGCAUAUUAGGCGGUGGUCUCAUCAGGCGUCGGCCGCUGGUGGCGGCGCCUUGCCGGUGCUUCUCGACAUUGAACUUUGAGGGAUUCCUGCCCAUCUCUAGGGAAUUAGCAUGACGGAGCAUCUUCUUAGUACUCACUGCUUAAUUCAAGGUCUGCACCCAGAUUCUGUGGAUGAAGUUAACAUGUCUGUGUUGAAGCUGAAGGCCUAGAGUUCCAUUCCGGUUUGUCUGUCUGCUGUCUUGGAUCUUCACGCUGAAGAGCCGUCGGUUCUUGGAGAGGAUGGCUCGUGUUUCCCUCGCACUUUAGUUUACUCUGUUUCAGUUUCAGUUUCAGUGAAGGUCCUCCGUUCGUGUGACUUGCCGGGUGGAAGCCAGCCUCCGCCUCCCCCGCCUUCCCCGCCGGACGUUGAUGGCGAAGACCGUGAUCAGGACCAUCACAGGCGGCGGCCGCGUUUGCUGGAUUAACCGCUUUCCUCUGUUCGGACCUCGGUGCAUGCACGAUGACCACGUGUCGCUUCAUCUUCGGCGGAGGUUGGACCAGUUGAUGUCGCUUCGGUUGAAGAGUUAACGGUGCAUGUGCCCUCCCCUCCGCGUGUCCCUUUGGUUUCCAUGGGGGGUAGGCUAGUCGAUGCCAUUACUCUCUUGAGUGCCUCGGUUGUAGAGUUGGAGGCGCCUGCGUCCCCCCCCUCCCGGAGUCUUUCCCGGCGGUGCCGUAUCGGCGUAUCCUAUGUUGAAUGAUUUGGAUGCCGGCCCGGUGUCAGCAGUUAUGUCGCCCUCCCAGCUGGAUUCUCCUGUCCCGGAAAGGGAUAUUCAUGUUGUCUCAGUGGACAAAAGGUUUCUGGCGUCUUCAUCUGGUACUGGUUUGAAUGUUUCUGCCUCUAUUGAAGCGGGACAACUUGAAUCUCAGGAGGAGAACCAAAGUAAUUGUAAUAUGGAGGAAAGGGCUUCAGCCUUGAACUUGUCCUUGGGAACAACAAACUCAUGGGUCUGCAAAAUUAGGGCUAAGCCCCCUUGUUUCAAAGUCUAUGCCAGGAGAAGAAGGGUUCAGGUUCAGCCGCCGCAGACUGAUAAUUCUGGACUUUCUACUCCUUUACUGGAAUUCCUUGAAGGGGCUACAAAACCGACUGAUGGUCUUUUGCCACCUAGCUCCACCUCAUUCUGUAAAACGAAAGAAGAAAAAGAUGCCAAGUAAUUUUCAGCUGAGGCAAAGUAGGGGGGUGGCCAGGAUGCCACCUGAAUUGGGGUCCAGUUCUGCUGCGCACAUAUGCAGGCAUUUGGGGUUUUCUGAUGAACAAGAGAAUGUCUCUUUCAAAGAUGCAAGCAAUUAUGCUAGACUGUUUGAUUCAGCCCUCUCCAUGGAGCACAUUGCUGCUCUGGCAGCCUUGUUUGGCUGGGAUGUGCCUCCAGCUGGGCAGACCUGAUCAGUGGGUUUUUUGGUGGUCCUGGUAGUUGCUCUUUUAUGUUUUCAUGGAUCCUAGCUGUUUUCUAAUCUGGAAUGGGAGGUGUCUUAAUGGCCGUGCUAAGAGGGACUCUGUUAAGUCACUGGUAUUUGACAUCAAACCUUCUAUUGUUUGUUUGCAAGAAACCAAAUUAUGCUCAAUAUCAGAUUUCGAUAUCCUAUCUAUUUUAGGUGCUGGAUAUAGUAAUUUUGUGUAUUACCCUGCGCAUGGGACCAGAGGAGGUAUUCUUGUGGCCUGGCGUGAUGGAUCCUAUUCCUCUAGUGCCUCUGUUAUCAAGGAAUACUCUGUCUCAGUUCAAUUUCAGUUAAUGUCUAGUCAUCUUUGGUGGUUCACAGGUGUGUAUGGGCCUCAUCAAGACAAUCUCAAACAUUAUUUCCUCCAGGAGCUAAGAGAGGUCAGGAACGAUUGUGUUGGCCCAUGGAUUAUUGCUGGUGAUUUUAAUCUGAUUUACAGGUCGGAGGACAAGAACAAUUCCAAUAUAAAUCGGGUUCUGUUGGGUAGUUUCAGGAACUCGAUCAAUUCCUUGGACUUGAAGGAAAUUCCAAUGUCUGGAAGGAGAUUUACUUGGUCAAACCAGAGGGAGGAUCCCACUCUUGUUAAGCUGGACCAUAUUUUCUGUACUAGCAUCUGGGAAGAUUACUUUCCUGACUGUAUGCUUUGUAGCAGUGCAACUGAAAUCUCUGACCACUGUCCUCUGAUUCUCAAGCUCAGAGUGGAUCUCAGGGGGAAGCGUAGAUUCCAUUUCGAAAGUUUCUGGCCCAACUUCCCUGGGUUCUUGGAAGAGGUUGCUGCCUCUUGGAACGAGCCGAUUCAAGGCUCCUGCCCUCUUGAGAAGGUGUCUUUGAAGCUUAAAAGAUUAUCCAGAAGGCUGCAGUCUUGGGGGCACAAAGUGGUAGGCAAUAUUGGGUUCCAAUUGGGAUUAGCUCGUGAGGUGCUACAUAAAUUGGAGAUAGCUCAAGACAGCAGGGUAUUGUCUAUAGAGGAAGGCUCGUCUCCGCAAGAAGAGGAAUUUUAUUUCUAAAUUAGAAGAUGAUGGGAGGAUUGUCACCAAUCAUGAGCAAACGCAGGA
Messenger RNA from Zea mays, 3725 nucleotides. RefSeq lists its product as uncharacterized. Gene Ontology annotation, molecular function: kinase binding; calcium ion binding; catalytic activity. The transcript has 2 exons. Gene Ontology annotation, biological process: calcium-mediated signaling. Bases 2664 to 3677 code for a protein of 337 amino acids. NCBI's taxonomy places the organism in Eukaryota, Viridiplantae, Streptophyta, Magnoliopsida, Poales, Poaceae. The record is from RefSeq and is a predicted model, not a curated record.